AUGACUGUCAAUUCGGCCGACGACGAACUAUUCACGAGGGCCAUCUCCGGAUACCGUGAUGCAUUUUUGGUUCAGCACUCCCACCUCCCGGAACCUCAGCGCCAUCAACUCUGGAGUCAACGUCUCAGCCAGUUCAUCCCAGCCCGGGCCCACGACUAUCUGCCCUCUGGAAAUUCGGGGAAACGGACUCGGCAGGAUGCGACUCCGCGGACGUUACCAUCCCCUGGUUCUGGUCUUCCCCGGGCGAAACGGAGAGCCACCACCCCGGACCUCCCGGUGACCGACCUGAUGCGCGACCUGUCGCAUGCCUCCUCCCCCGACAUGGCCCGGAAGGGUGCAUCCGUCGCGGGACAGGGGUCCUACCGGCACACAGCCAUGGUCCGCUCUCAGAGCCAGCAGAUCCCCGUCGCCCAUCGGCAUCCGGCUGGGGGAACCGUGGGGAAACGCCAAUCCUUCGGGCCUUCUCGGACACUGCGCCGCCUUGACCACGUCGACGAGUACUCGCCGUCCGAAUACGCAAAGCAAUAUUUGGAUGACUCACGCGGCCCUCCCUAUGGCUCCGUCCUGGCUGCCGGGCUCGCUGCAUAUCGAUCGACCGGACCGUCACCGCUCGAAGACACAGACCGGACCUCCCUGGCUGAUCCAUCCCCCGCAACGGCUGUGGAGAUGACGCGCAGCUCGACGACCGAAUCACUGUGUGGCGGCUUCGACAUGUUUCGGUUCGACUCGUCGGGACCGCAGGCGGAUUUGGACCCGAUCUAUUCCAUCCCACCGGAGUUGGUGCCCACGUCCACCGCCGGUCUUUUGUACCAUGACCCCUUCCCUUCUUCCGCGUAUCCUGACCUAGAUCCCGCAUCCUUCUCUUUCCCACACCCCUCUGCAUUCUCCACUUCCGCUCCUCCCACCACUUCUUUCCAUCUCCCCGGGUCCAGCGCCCCCGCCUCCGCCAAUGCCGCGAAGGUGGAACCGUCCAAGUCUAUCGACAGUAGCAGCUCCGAAGACUCGCAGCCUUCGCGUGCCGCUCGACGCACCCAAGAGCAGAUCGCCCAGGGCACCCGGCCCAUCGCGCCCAAGCGAGAGUCACACGACGACUCACCGCAGCGCGACUCAACAGACCAGCACAAGAUGGUCCGGAUGAUCUCAUCGGCCGAUGGGACUGCAAAGGAGGUCACCGCCAUCCCCAAAGCCUCGGUACACCGGCCACCGCGACAGAAGACAUAUUGCCACCUGUGCAACGAUCAGUCGGAUGGCUUCCACGGUGAGCAUGAACUUCGCCGGCACAUCGAGCGCGUCCAUGCGACCGUUCGCAAGGUGUGGGUGUGCGUCGACAUUUCGCCCGACAAGAGCUUCCUGGCCAACUGCAAGGCGUGUCGCAACGGCAAGCGGUACGGCGCCAAUUACAACGCCGCCGCCCACCUGCGCCGAACGCAUUUCAAUCCUUGCCAGCGCGGCCGCGGCGGUCGCGGCAAGGAUAGUGAGAAGCGCGGUGGUAAAGGUGGCGGCAACCACCCGCCAAUGGAGGUCCUCAAGCACUGGAUGGUCCAGACCGAGGAGGUUGCCGACGAUAACGCCGUGAACCGCCGUGACUCGGACGCCCUGGCCGACGACAGCCAUCCCAAUCUCGACACCGAUGCCGUUCCGUGCACCGGACUGUCCGAUGGCACUGCAUCCGUCGGCAUGGAGUCGAUCUUGAUGCACGGAUACGACCCAUUCCCUGCGACAUCGCUUGGUCUUGAUCCGUCGCUGGAUGCGCCGUUCUACCUCGACUCCCAGCCACCGUUGCCGUCGGAGCUCGAGUCAUAUGUCAUGUGA
Penicillium alfredii is the source of this 1812-nucleotide messenger RNA. RefSeq lists its product as uncharacterized. Lineage: Eukaryota; Fungi; Ascomycota; Eurotiomycetes; Eurotiales; Aspergillaceae. Bases 1 to 1812 code for a protein of 603 amino acids. The transcript has 2 exons. The record is from RefSeq and is a predicted model, not a curated record.